UUGCAAUGUUGAAAAAUGGUCCAUCAAGAUAAACUAUAAUUCGCUUUCAUUCCAAUACUUUUUCUUUCUCUUUUCUAUCCAAUGCAUUUAUUGUUUCUCACUGUAGCUUUGUUUGGCAUUACAGUCAUUGCUGUGCCAAAGAUAGAGCCCAAUGAUCAAAUGCUGAGCAUUGCUUCCGCUGCAAUAAUGCCACAUAACUUGUUACAACGGGGUUCUGUCAUCGACACUCAUCAAGAACAAACCUUGAUUAAGCCACCUAUGCUCUUUCUUGUUUCUAAUGAAGAAGAAUCGGAUGAAGAACCAGAUAAAGAACCAGAUAAAGAAGACCAUAAUGACAGCGAUAAAGAAUCAGAUAAAGAAGAACACCACAAGAAUGACAGUGAAGAUGAGAAAGAAGACAAAGACAAUGAUGAUAAAAAAGAAGACAAAAAGAAAUACAGAAAUGAUGAAGGCCCUACCAAUAUUGAAACUAAUUUUAAUAUUAUGAUGCCUGCUGAAAAUACAAACGCAGAUGAUACGAAACAAAACAAUGGUACCUUGUUUGAUUCUUCAAAAUUUGUCAAAUUACCCAAUGGUAACUGGGCUCCUUCAUGCAAACAUGUACCUAGAGGUGUCUAUUGUCUUAAACCGGACGGAGAAGACAAAGCAAUUGUUGAAUGUUUAGGUGAAAAUAUUGGAUAUCAGUUUUCUUGUGCUGAUGGUAUGAAGUGUUACAGUGCAGGUCCUUUAGAUGUAGAUUGCAUAAAAGCAUAACAAGAAUUUAUUACAGAUGAGGAUAUAAAGAGAAUGCUAAAAAAUAAAAAAUAAAAGAGAAACAUAAAA
Molecule: messenger RNA, 822 nt
Organism: Gilbertella persicaria
Lineage: Eukaryota; Fungi; Mucoromycota; Mucoromycetes; Mucorales; Choanephoraceae
Exons: 3
Coding region: 82-753 (223 amino acids)
Source: RefSeq, a predicted model, not a curated record